AUGUUGCGCUUCCAAAACUAUCGACGGUUACCCAGCCGAAAUUUGCAAUGCAACGUUACAGGCACGCAUAAAUUUAUCGCACAGAGUGAUGGUAGUACAUGCUCCUUCACUCUGCUGGCAAACGUGUUGGCUGAGAGCGACCCAACUGCUUUCAACUCGGCUGGUGAACCAAAAUCCCAGUCUCCGGAAAAAUCCACGGAAGCAGAGAUCCGAACGGUUUCCGAUCACAAGGUGGCGGGACAGGAAAAGAAACAACCGAUCGAAGGUUUGACAAUCACCGUACGGCAGCAGGAUAGCUCAAAAGAACCGGCCAAAGCGUCAACUUCAUCGGCUUCCAUCACACCGAAGCAAGAAGAUGUGCCAGAACCAGACACUCUCUCCUGUCCUGACGAUGACUUGCGGAGUGUUAUCGAAGAAAAGCGUGAAUCUAAUGCAAAAAUGAAUGAAUUGGAGGAGAUGGAACGCAUUAUAAAAGAAAAGGAAGAGGAUAUCAGACGGAGGCUCGAGCGUUUAGAGAAGGAUGAAGCUAGUGUCACCGUGGCAAUGCUAUUGCCUUCGGCGGGCCGCUCUCGGUCGCCUAAAGAUGACCGUACCAGAGACUCGAGUAUCACCAGUCGCCGCAGCGGCGGAAGCACACGUCGUUCUCGAUCACCACUCACAAAAACCGACGGCUCAUCUGGACACCAACGGUCAGCGCAAUUACAAAACAUUAGUAGCAUUACACCGAUCUAUGCUGGUGCAUCAACUGUGGCGGGAGCCACCAACCUUCAACGAGGUACAUCUCCAUCGGAUCUACUGGCACACGAGCGAUUCGUGCAGAUACGGUCAGAAAAGAUUGCCAUCUCUCAGGAACUAGAUUCCCUGCGCCAACGAUUUUCAUCUCGAAAGAGCUCGCGAGUGGAUGCUUUGGAAGGCCGUCUAGCCGUUUUGGAACGCGAGCAGCGGGAUCUCCAAAUUCAGUUGGAAAUCAAGCAACGGUUUAGAAUGCCGGACGACGUAUCGUACUUCAUUGGCACAUCUUUUGAUAGGACUCCAUCGCCACAUUCUCAGCAAUUCAGCACCUAUACGCGAUCACGCUCCUCCUCGCGUUCCCCUCAUCGAGCGAUCGAGCGAAGACGCACACGUUCUCGCUCACGAUCCCCCUCGCGUUCGCCUCAUCGAGGGAUCGCGCGAAGACGCACACGUUCUCGCUCACGAUCCCCCUCGCGUUCGCCUCAUCGAGCGAUCGAGCGAAGACGUACACGUUCUCACUCACGAUCCACCUCGAGUUCUCCUCAUCGAGCGAUCGCGCGAAGACGCACACGUUCUCGUUCACAAUCCCGAGGAAGAUUACAGUCGAGCAGAAGACAGCAAUCUCGUUCGCCAUCUUCACAUCGGCACGAGGCUCCUAAAAGACGCCGGACCAGAACAAACUCACGAUCACCGUCGCCACGUCGACCAGAUUCGAUGGUAAGGGAAAUGUACAGUAUUGGAAAGUACAACAAUGCCCAUGGCAAACAUAGCAUCUACGUUGCGAACAUAUCAAGGGAAGUUACCAAAGGCGAGCUGGAAUCAAUUUUCGAUCGUUAUGGCGAAAUAGACACCAUCGAUUUUCAGCGAUUUACUCGAUAUAGAGAAGUUUACAUUGAUUACAUUGCUCGUGAGGACGCAUUCCGUGCGCUGGAGAUGAACAACACGAAAAUAGGAGGACACAGACUACGCAUAGCAUUCAACGGUGAAAAACCUUCGAAUAGAGAGGGUUACACUCUUUAUCUCAUACCCAAACACCCGGUCACAGAGAUGACGAUCUACCAAACAUACGAAUCCUAUGGUGACAUCGAUUUUAUCUGGUAUCCCGAGGGGUCCAUGUUCUGUACCGUAUCGUUCCGAAGAUCCGAAGCUGCCACCGACGCACUACAAGUUAGAGAAUUUAUCGAUGGCACAAAAGUGAACGCCAAACCGUUUAGAGAUCGAAAAUGGUAAUCAAUGAUGAUUCGGGACUGUUGUAGCCCAUUUAAAUGAACGCGUUAAUUAUUUCAUCAUUUUAAUGAAAACAUCAUUGCAACGACACAGCUUCUAGUAGCGUUUCGCUAUUGAUAAAUAGAAUGUUCAAGAGCAACUGCAAUAUAAUAAAUACGACUCGGUUCGUUCUUCUAAUAUUAAAAAACAAAACUACAAAAUAAGUAGUAUGAAGCCACUACCAUCAACAUUCUUAACAAAACGAGAUUUAUGUGAUGUAAAAAAUCAAGAUAACUAAAACAAAAACAAAAAUAUGCAAGAGCAAAUCUUGUAAACAAAAAUCGUGGAAGGAAGGUUGACCUUCCAUUAGAAAAUACUAGAAAACAGUGUGCAAAACACACUGUUCUUUUAAAUUAUGAAAUGAAUUUAGGUUCUUCAACCCAUACUUUUGGUAUGAUAUUCAUUACAAGAUCGUAACGAAAGACCUUAAGAUUGUUUUAUUUUUAUUCAUUCACAUUCGCUGCUGGAUCGCAAUAAGUAUGCAGUAGCGUACCGUAAUAGACGAGAAAUUGGUUUUUGCUGCUUUCGUUUCUAUUGAUCCUGACAGUAAUACGAGGGAAAUAGAACAAUGCUGCGUUUUCUUCGCAAUUGCAAAAUUCAUUAAUUGUACUUUGACUCUAACUAUGGAGCAUAAAUGCAAGUUUGUAAAUAAUGCAAUCAUUCUUUUUUAUUUGCGCGGAGGAUUACUCGAAAAUACAAUGUAACUUUUGCUAUCAUUACUUAUAAUAUAAUUUUGAGUUUUCGAGAUUCUUGCUUAUCAAUUUUAGAUUUGUUUGCAGAUCUUGUUGGAAAAAAUGUACUCAAGUUUGGUUAAGUUAAAAAUGUAUCCAUUAUAGAGUCAAAUUGUUAAAAUACAAGCUGCGAAAGGA
Anopheles bellator is the source of this 2867-nucleotide messenger RNA. RefSeq names its product serine/arginine repetitive matrix protein 2-like. Gene Ontology annotation, molecular function: RNA binding. The coding region runs from base 1 to 1962 and encodes 653 amino acids. NCBI's taxonomy places the organism in Eukaryota, Metazoa, Arthropoda, Insecta, Diptera, Culicidae. The record is from RefSeq and is a predicted model, not a curated record. The transcript has 3 exons.